GUCCAGCGGGUGAAAGGUCGGGGCCCGGACACCUGAGUCCAUCGGCAGUGACUGGAGAUAUGAAAAGGACCAGAGGGGGCCUCCGGGCCUGGGGGUGCCUGGUGCUGCUGGGCCUGUGCAGCUGGACAGGAGCCCGGGCGGCUGUCCCCAACCCCGUGAGAAACCUGAGCGUGAAGGACCAGACCACCAGCUCCAUCACCCUGAGCUGGACGGAGCCGGAUGGCCCUGACCAUCGUAACUAUACCUACUGGGUCCAGUGGACUGGUGCCGAUGGCAAAGCCGAGAACAAAAGCACAACCAACACCAGUGUCCUGGUGGACGGACUGCAACCCGGCUCCUUGUAUGAAUUUGCCGUGUGGGUACAGAUAAACGGAACCAGCAGCUCCAAGGAGACUUGCAACGCCACCACAGCCCCCAAUCCCAUCACGAAGCUGAAGGUAGCAAAUCAGACCACCAGCUCCAUCACCCUGAGCUGGACGGAGCCGGAUGGCCCUGACCAUCGGAACUACACCUACUGGGUCCAGUGGACUGGUGCCGAUGGCAAAGCCGAGAACAAAAGCACAACCAACACCAGUGUCCUGGUGGACGGACUGCAACCCGGCUCCUUGUAUGAAUUUGCCGUGUGGGUACAGAUAAACGGAACCAGCAGCUCCAAGGAGACUUGCAACGCCACCACAGUUCCUAAUGCAGUGACAAGUCUCGGGAUGCAGGACCAGACCAACAACUCCAUCACCUUAGGCUGGACAGCUCCCCUGGGCCCAGAUCAUCCUCCCUACACCUACUGGGUCUCAUGCGUCAAGGAGGGCAUUAUUGCCAUUAAAACCCAGGACACCCAGGAUACCAGGAUCACACUGAAGGAUCUGGAAGCUGGAAGCUUGUACACCUUCACCAUCUGGGCAGAGAGGAAUGGGGUCAACAGUGAUAACAGGACACUCACUGAAGCCACUGCUCCCAACAGGGUCAUGGAUCUGCACAAGAAAUCUCAGACCAACAACUCAAUCACCCUGGGGUGGAACGCCCCCACAGGCCCCCACUCUCAGGCCUACACAUACUGGGUCCAGUGGGCCCCUGGGGGACAUCCCCAGGGAAAGCAAGACCCCCAAGGACAUCAGGCCAACCACACAGACAGGACCAAUGAGACUUGCUAUGAGAUGCAGGCCCUGGAACCCGGUACUCUGUACAAGUUCAGCGUGUGGGCAGAGAGCAACAAUGUGGCCAGUUCUGCACACAGCCUCCUUGCAUCCACAGCCCCGAGCCCGGUCACCAUCACCUCCUGCAUCAGCACCUCUGGGGGACACGGGGUCAUCUUGACCUGGUCCUGCCCCCGUGGAGGCUACGAGGCCUUUGAGUUGCAGGUGGGUGGACAGCAGGACUCCCAGAACACGUCCUCCUGCGGGAUGGAGGUGAAUGUGCCAGGUCUCUGGCCGGCCCAGUCCUACCCAGCCAUUGUCACGACCCUCUGGGAUGGAAUGAGGGCCAGGUCUGCCUCUGUGACCUGCCACACUGAGAACACAGGGGUCAUUGCGGGAGCCAUUGUUGGCGUCAUCCUGUUUCUCAUCCCGGUGGGUCUGCUGAUUUUCUUCCUGAAGAAGAGGCACGAGAAGAGCCAGAGGGAACCAGCACCCAGGGGUCUGAUCUUCAGCUUCAUGGAGGACAUCCGGGCAGAAGACUUUGCUGACCACGUCAUGGAAAAGGAGAAGGAUAGCAACCACGGCUUCGAGGAGGAGUACGAGCAACUGGCUCUGGAGAGUCACAGCCUGUCUCAAACGGUGGCCUCGGCUCCUGAAAACAGCGCCAAGAACCGUUACAGUAACGUGCUGCCCUAUGACUGGUCCCGUGUGGCCCUCAAGCCCCCCCAGGAGGAGCCAGGCUCUGACUACAUCAACGCCAGUUUCAUGCCUGGUCUCGAGAACCCCCAGGAGUUCAUUGCAGCCCAGGGCCCCCUGCCCCAGACGGUGGGUGACUUCUGGCGCUUGGUGUGGGAGCAGCAGAGCCGCACCCUGGUCAUGCUGACCAACUGUGUGGAAUCCGGCCUGGUAAAGUGUGAGCAUUACUGGCCUCUCGACGCCAAGACCUGCACACAUGGGCACCUACAAGUGACUCUGAAGGGUGAGGAGGUGCUGGAGAACUGGACAGUCCGAGACCUGAUGCUCCAGCAUAUGCAAGAGCAGAACACACUAUCCGUGCGUCAGUUCCAUUAUGUGACCUGGCCAGACCAUGGCGUCCCCCGCUCCCCAGACCCCAUGCUGGCCUUCCGGAAGAUGCUGCGGCAGUGGCUGGACGAGAACGUGGGGGGAGGCCCCCCCAUUGUGCACUGCAGUGCUGGUGUGGGCCGCACGGGCACCCUCAUUGCCUUGGACGUCCUGCUGAGGCAGCUGGAACGGGAUCGAUGUGUGGGGCCCUUCAGCUAUGUGCGGAAGAUGAGGGAAAGCCGGCCUCUGAUGGUGCAGACUGAGGCCCAAUAUGUGUUCCUGCACCAGUGCAUUCUGCGAUUUCUCCAGCAGUCAGGCCAAGCCCCCACAGACAACGGGGCUGCAUUUGAGAACCCGCUGUAUGAGAAUGUCUGAGCCUCGGGAGGGCUGAGACCCCAGCCCAGCUAGAUUUGAACUCUGGAUCCCCACUUCUGCCCAGAUCCCUGGAGCCCUGGGACAGCAGAGGGCUGGGGUCCCAGACUCCAGGGUCUUGCAGGGGUAGAAGAAGCCUGGCAGCCUAAACUGUUUCCCUGGAGGAGAGAGGGCAGGUGGGUUCAAGUAUCCUAGACUCCCGGUUCUUCUGAGGAGGGAGGGAUGGGAGCUAGGAUUUCCUUGCUCUUUGAGGGAGGAGGCGGCUGGUGACCCAGGCUGCAGGGUCUUAGAAAAAGAAGCUGGAUCCUGAGGAAGGAAGAAAUUAGAGUCUGGAAUUCUAGCUACCCCAGGAACAAGGGCAGGGAGGAUCCAUGCCAUGUUUUACUCUAGAAACCAAAUCAGUCUCCUAGGAUCUGAGAUUUCCCUGCACCCUACUGCUUGUACAUAUCUUUUUCUUCUAUCCCAUAAUUUAUUAAAUCACUAUUCUCCCCAGAGACUCUUGGUAUAGUGGAUUUCUGGGUCUGGAGAUAAUAUUGGGGUGAGAGUGGGGCUAGAUUCCUGAUGUUCAGUACUGAGGUAAAUGUCCUGGGAGCGAAGAUAGAGGGACCCACAAUUUUGCACCCGAAAAAAAUGUGUUUGCAUAGUUGUGUCUCUGAGAGGGUUGGAGGUCCACAUUUAUGUCCAGGAUCUGGGCGGUGUAGACACCGUUUGCUGAAGCUAGGGGCAUAGGGGCUUGGUUCCUGGGCCUGGUGUUGGGGGAACUUAGA
Ailuropoda melanoleuca (giant panda) is the source of this 3331-nucleotide messenger RNA. RefSeq names its product protein tyrosine phosphatase receptor type H (gene PTPRH). The coding region runs from base 60 to 2567 and encodes 835 amino acids. Gene Ontology annotation, cellular component: signaling receptor complex. Gene Ontology annotation, molecular function: protein tyrosine phosphatase activity; protein binding. Lineage: Eukaryota; Metazoa; Chordata; Mammalia; Carnivora; Ursidae. Gene Ontology annotation, biological process: peptidyl-tyrosine dephosphorylation involved in inactivation of protein kinase activity. The transcript has 18 exons. The record is from RefSeq and is a predicted model, not a curated record.